Molecule: messenger RNA, 3576 nt
Organism: Aureobasidium uvarum
Lineage: Eukaryota; Fungi; Ascomycota; Dothideomycetes; Dothideales; Saccotheciaceae
Source: the annotation of a GenBank genome assembly
AUGGCGCAGACCUAUGUCUCCAACGGUCAAUCCCCGACCCAUGACCAAUCUCAUCCUCUCACGACUGGAAAUCGCAAGAAGCAGAAGAGGAGGGCAAAGCAGCAGGCAAAGCUCAACCAUGGCUCCGAUGAAGCUUUCUCCGACAACCUUUCCCACCUCGGCCAACCUCCGUCGCUGCCAGAGGCCAUGUCGGACGAGGACGAGGACGAUGUGCACGUCAGCUACUCGGCGCGACCACCGCUGCCCAACGGCCAACACUCAUAUCCAAGUAAUGACGACUCAGUGGAACCUUCGCGCAAAAAGCGCAACAAGAAGAAGAAGCGUGGCAGCUCUCACCACUCGCCCUAUCCCGAGCAUUUGCGCCCUGCUAUGCACCAAUCCCCUAUACCGAAUUCUUUACCCAUGUCGACUGGGGCCUUGAGAUCCGGCCAGCGCUCUUCGAGACAAGACCGCAUCUGGAACACAUCGACCCAAGAAGAGCGCGAGCGCAUCAAGCAAUUCUGGCUGACACUCAGUGAGGAAGAGCGCAAAUCCUUGCUCAAGAUUGAGAAGGAGGCUGUCCUGCGUAAGAUGAAGGAACAACAGAAACACUCAUGCUCCUGUACAGUGUGUGGUCGUAAGCGCAUCGCCAUCGAGGAGGAGCUAGAGGUGCUUUAUGAUGCAUACUACGACGAACUUGAACAGUACGCCCAUCACCAAGGCGGCGAACCAGGACACGGCAUGCUACCACCUCCGCGCAGUUUACCACCCCCACAUCUCCACCCUUCCUCCGCCGUACCGUUACCGCUAAGCACUCAUCAUCAACAACCCCAUCACCGAACGAGUCCAGUCCAAGAAAUCAUGAACGACGAAGACGACGACCAAGAAGACGAGGGCAACGAAGCCGAUAGUCAAGGUAUGAGUGAAGAGGAGGAAGAGGAAUACAGCGACGAGGAAGACGACUUGUACAGCGACGAGGAGGACGAACCCGAGGACGAUAUACCGCGAGGCAUAGGCAACGACUUCUUCAACUUUGGUAACAGUCUGACAGUCAAAGGUAGGCCUGCUCUGCCGCUAGUUUGCUAUCUCCAAAUGGCUGAAGUGAUUUCAGGUGGCAUUCUAACUGUAGCCGAUGAUCUGCUCAAGAACGACGGCAAGAAGUUUAUCGAAAUGAUGGAACAACUGGCCGAGCGCAGGAUGCAGCGUGAACAAGAAGCAGAAUACAACUCGGCACAACCCUCGCAUACUUACACAUCCAACGGACAUGAGCCGCCGCUCGACGACGAAGAGUAUGAUGAUGAGGAAUAUGACGAAGAGGAGUACGACGAGGACAGCCAGGAUGAAGAGGAAGAGGACGAGACGGUAACACGGGAUAACUCUUGGGAAGUGGUCACGUGCGUCACUGACAAGGUACAGGGCGGCAUGACCGAGGAGCAACGCAUGGAAGAGGGCCGUCGCAUGUUCCAAAUCUUCGCCGCCCGCAUGUUCGAACAACGCGUGCUGACCGCCUACCGAGAAAAGGUCGCUGCCGAGCGUCAACAGAAACUACUGGAAGAACUGGAAGACGAAGACAAGAAGAAGGAGGAACGUGAAGCCAAGAAGGCUAGGGACGCUGAGAAGAAGAAGAACAAGAAACAGGCUCAGAAGCAAGCAAAGGCCGAGGAGAAGGCUAGAAAGGAUGCCGAAAAGGCAGCCGAAGAAGCCGCUGCAAAAGCCAUCGAGCAAGCGAAGCAAGAGGAAGCAAAGCAGAGGAGGGAAGAACAACGCAGGAAGAAAGAGGCCGAACGCAAGGCUCAGGAGGAAGAACGACAACGCAAGGAGGCCGACCGCUUAAAACGCCAACAAGAGGAACGCGAGCGACAGCAGGAAGCCGAACGUAAACUCCGCGAGCAAAAGGCGCUCGAGAAGAAGCAAAAGGAAGAAGCCCGCCAGAAAGAACGCGAAGAACGAGAGGCGCGCGAGAAGGAUGUCAAGGAGAAGAAGGCCCAAGCAGAGCGCGAACGAAAGGAACGAGACGCAAAGGCGAGAGUCGAUCGAGAAGCCAGAAAUCAGCAAACACCGCAGAUGGUCAAGCGUCCUUCGCAAGCCGGCAUGGUUGCUGUACCUCCAGGUCUACUUUCCAAGCAGGCUUCAUCAGUCAUGUCUUCACCACAUGUCCCUGUAGCCACGCCAGCUUUGCCCAAGCCUUCUACACCAGCGCAGCCUCGCCAAAGCUCUUUCCAGAGUCAAAACGCUACUUCACCCAAGUCGCAACAGGCUCCCGCCAUGGCUCCUACCAAAUCAAUCUCUCCAGGAAACGCUUUCAACCAGUCCAUGCCCAGAUCCAUCUAUCAGAAACCGCAGAAUCAGCAGCCUUUCGCGCAGCACCAACCCAUCUCGCCCGCCAGCCAGCUGCCACCACCCAGCAUGUACCCUCAACAUCAGAACAAUGGAUUCAAUGGUUUCCCUACCAGCAUGACUGGUUUCCCUGGCUUUGGUACUCCUCAUGGACCCAUGAUGCAUCAUCGUCCUUCACUACCCGGUUUCUCUAACGGACCAUUCGGCAGUGGGCCCUUCCAGCCUAUGCAACCUGCCAAUUCUAUGCCCACUCCUCCGCCUGGCAUGACUGGGCUUGGAGUCAUGGCACAGGGUCGUGGUUACCCGCUCGAGAGCCCUCCUGGAUUCCAGCAACAGAUGCCACCAGUCGGAUCGCCCACUGCUCCACCUGGUUUCGGACCCACACGCCACAGUAUUGCCUCGCACUCUCGUACUCACUCAUCCGACAAGAACACAUUCGACUCCAUCAGCUCUCCUGCACCCAUCACCCGCCCAACUCCCAUUCAGCGACCCUCAUCUAUAAGGCCAAACAACUCUGAUAUGGAUGACUUGAGCAAGCGCCUUGGUAGUAGUGCGCUGGUUGGUGAUGCAGAUGAGCCACUGCCCUCAGUGCCAGAGAGUCGUCGGGCUAGCGCCAUCGCUGGACCCCGUGGCUUUGGGUCGCCUGUGUUUUCACAGAAUCAACCACGCAUGGACAUUUUUGGUGCUAACAGUAGUUGGACAUCACCUUCGAUGUUCGGUGCUCCGCCUGGCUUCUCUACACCCAGCUCUUCGUGGAAUCCCAAUGCAAGUAGCGGCUGGUCAUCCAUGCCCUUCGGCGGGUUGGGUCACCGUCCCUCGGGUCCCAACCGCCCUUUGUCAAUUCGCAUAGCUGUAUGUAACGCAUGCAAGGCACUGACAGCUCGGGAACCUACACCUGAUAACUACCACUCUGUCGAAACUCUCCUGCGCCAGAUUGAAGGCUCUAGAGUCAUGCUCGAUAGCCCAAUCACAAUCAAGGAGAUUGAAGCCAUCUGCGAGACUGAGGGUGAUGCCCAAAACGGUGGUGGGUUCUUGCAUGCUCGUCACGAGCCUUCUACGCCUGGUGGCUUUGCAGUCAAGUUCGAGCCCGAUGCCGGUACUCCUGGAACCGGAAGACAUUCUCACUCACUGGGCCCGAUUAGUAGUCCCGUGCCUGGUCACUCAGUACCUGCCACUGGCUUCGGAGGUGCGACAGCAACAGGAAGAGGUACAAGCUUCCAGAGUUUAGGCUCUGCCAUGGCAACUUCCGGGUCUUCAUAG